GUCCUAACACAGUGAAGACCAGACUGAAGUCACAACACAGUGAAGGCCAGAUUGAAGUCCUAACACAGUGAAGACCAGACGGAAGUCCUAACACAGUGAAGACCAGACUGAAGUCCUAACACAGUGAAGACCAGACUGAAGUCACAACACAGUGAAGACCAGACUGAAGAACACACACACCAUGUUUCAGUAGACACACUGGUCUCCAUCAUCAUGUCCAUCAGUGUGAAUCUGAAGAGGAUUUCCAAUCUGCCUGGACGAUCGGACCGAAAAGUAGAACUCUCAUUCAGAGGUUUCACUCAUAAAACGCGGAUUCUUCAGUGUGAGAACGUGGCAGUUUUCAAUGAGCAUUUCCGCUGGCCUCACUAUGGGAAGGUGAUCAGGGAAGAAGUUUUGUCUGUCAGCGUUUAUAACUGUAGUAAAGUCUUCUCCAACAGACUUUUAGGUAAACUGGUGGUCAGUCUACAACAUGUUGUUUCUACUGGGAGACUGUUGCUGCGGGAACCGCUCACUGAUGCCAAGUACAGUCUAACUGAUGUACAGUACAAUUGUCCCUUCUACAACGAGAACUUUAUGUUUGAGUUCCAGGAGACUCCAGACAUCUUGUUUGAUAAAGUCAUUGAGAUAAAGGUGGUCCACAGGCGGGCCCUCGCCUUCCUUAUGACUCAUAUUGGAACUUUCAAGAUUGACAUUGGAACUGUUUACGCCCAACCAGACCAUCAGUUUUACCAGAAAUGGGCUCCACUCAGUGAUCCAGCCGAUACCAGAGCUGGGGUCAAAGGUUAUGUGAAGGCCACCAUUUGUAUAUUGAUGAAGGGAGAUGCUCUGAGCAUGCCCAGGUUGAGCCCCACCUCCACCUCAGGAGCCAAUGAAGACAUAGAGAAGAAUCUGUUGCUUCCUAAAGGCCUCGGUGUUGAGCGCCCGUGGGCCCGGUUCACAGUGCGAGUGUACCGGGCAGAGGGUCUGCCCACCAUGGAGGCGGGACUUCUGGCCAGCCUGUCAAAGGUCACAGACAGGAAGGUCUUCAUUGAUCCCUACGUCCAGGUCACCUUCUGUGGACAGCAGGGAGAGACAUCGGUGGUGAGUUCGUCCAGUUGUCCGGUGUGGAAUGAGCAAAUUUCCUUCAUAGAACAGUUUCCUCCUCUGGCUCGACGAAUCAGAGUCCAGAUCCUCGAUGAUGCCAACAUUGGAGACGUCGCCCUGGCAACCCAUUUCCUGGACCUGCAGCAGAUCUCAGAUCCCACCAGAAAUGGUUUUAACCCAACAUUUGGUCCUUGUUGGGUGAAUCUGUAUGGCUCCCCUCAGAACUCCACUUUGGGAGACAUUCACCAGGCUCUGAACCAGGGAUUGGGGGAUGGAAUAUGCUACCGUGGCCGCAUCCUCUUGGCUCUCAGCGUGGACAUUUACGUCUCCCCCUCUGCCAUUUCUGCGGAGACCAGCCCUGCUGCGCUGGGCAGCAAGGUGAAAGGAGCGCUUGGAAGGCUGAAGAAGAAGAGGAGCAGCAAGAAGAAAGAUAAGAGGAAUGAAGCUUCACAGGCUGGCAGCAUAUUGGACGAGGAUGGAGGGGAGGUGGGACCUGAGGUUCCAGAGGCUGUUACCGUGGAGACAGAGGAGAUCCACCCACUUCCUGAGGGAUUCCUGGGGGAGAAGGAGGAGUUCCUGCUGUUUGCGUCUCUGUUUGAGGUCACACAGAUGGAUCCCUCUGUUGGAACACGACCUUUGACCUUUGAGCUCUCCAUAGGGAAUUAUGGGAAAGCCACGCGGGUGGAGAGAGCCAAGAGGAGCCGCAGCAGAGAGGAGCUGAAUGAGGAGGAGAAGAGUCUGUUGGAGUCGGAGGAGGAGCUUGAAAGGGAGGAGGUGAUGAACUUUGAACCUGAGAGUAGAUCUGUGUCUGCUCCUCUGAGAGCCCAGCCUACCGAGUACGACAGGUCUUACAGCUGCAUCCCUCUGCAGCCUCCCUCAGUGAGACAGAAACCCUGCCUGUAUGUCUGGAGCCAUUUCGAGGAUCACAGUUUCCGUUUCCACCAAAGCAACUGGCUGCACAAAAUGGCCGACAGGCUGGAGUCUGGGCUAGAGGAGGUGGAGCAUCUUCUGAGGAGGCCGAGGAGCAGAGUGAAGGAGCGCCUGGUGGAGGUGAUGCUGGAGCUGGUGGCCUCCUGCAAGCAGUUCACUGUGCUGUCAGACAGAAAGAACCCAUCAAGGCCCAACAACCUGGACAAAUGCAGAAAAGAGUUCAUAAAGAAGAACUUGGUCCUUUUAGCCAGACAGGCUGUCAGAGUAAAGAGAAGAGUCACGAGACGAACGGCCAAACAACAUUUAGCUGACGCCAAGAAGAUCCUUAAGAAGCUCCGCCUUCUUGCUAAAGAGCCACAGAGUACCCUCCCGGAUGUGUUUCUAUGGUUACUGAGUGGAGGGAAGCGAUUGGCCUACGUCAGAAUUGCCGCCCACUCUGUGCUCUUCUCAUUGGUGGAAGAGCAGAGGGGGCGGGACUGUGGCAGAGUCACCACCCUCUACAUGAAGUCCCCAGGUGGCGCUGCAGGUCUGGUCUUUGCUAAGCUGGAGGUUUAUCUGUGGUUGGGGUUGACUAAGUACAGUAAGGAGGUCGUCACCUCCCUGCCGGAGGAGUUCCUCCCCAUCUACAAGGAUGAGGAAGAAGAGGAGGGCAGGGCAGCCGGGGGGAGGAGGAAGGUUCCAGUCAGCCUCUCUUGCCAGGACAGCAGGUACUUCCAGUUACGAUGUCACCUGUACCAGGGGCGUGGCCUAAUGGCUGCCGAUGACAACGGCCUAUCAGAUCCCUUCGCCAAGGUCCUCUUCUCUACACAGUGUCAAGUCACACGGGUGCUGUCAGAGACCCUCUCUCCAGCCUGGUGUGAGUGUUUGGUUUUUGACAGAGUGCUGUUGGAGGGGAGGAAGGAGGACCUAAGAGAGGACCCUCCUCUCGUGAUAAUCAGUAUCUAUGACUACGAUGCCAUGGGAAGUCCGGAGCCCUUGGGCAGGGCAUAUGCAGAGCCUGAGCUGAGGUUUGCUGAACAUCCCUACCAGAAGCCCCACCUCCGCUUCUAUGAUGUCACACGAGGGAAGGUUUCUGCUGGUGAACUACUGGCUGCAUUUGAGCUGAUAGAACUGGACUACUCUGGUCUUGGAGAGCCUUGUCUUCCUGGCUCCGUGGACCCUCAGGAGCCUCCUUACCUGCCAGAUCAAAACUUCUUCCUGAUUCCAGAGGGAGUGAGACCAGUUCUAAAGACUUUCAGAGUAGAGGUCCUGUUUUGGGGUGUCAGAGACUUGAAGCGGGUGCAGCUGUUUGAGGUGGAGCGCCCCCUGGUGAGGGUGGAGUGUGGUGGUCAGCAGCUGGAGUCAGAGGAGAUCAUCAGCUAUAAGACUCAUCCCAACUUCAGCCAGCUGGUUGGAUAUUUCCAUGUGGAGCUGCCGGAGCAGGCUUACCUCCACCCUCCAUUGACAUUGUCUGUGGUGGAACGACGGGCGUUUGGACGCACUGCGCUGGUCGGGACCCACGUCGUCCAGAGUCUUAUGGCCUAUGCCCCCCCUGAGCUGGGGGAGGAGCUAGAGCAGGAAGAGGAGGAGCUUAAACCACUUGCGAUGAAGAAGCCCCUGGUUAAAGUUACUGCUCUGUCCACAGUGAAGAACAUAGGGCUGCACAGCCUGUCAAUCAAACAGUCCAAGAUUCCCAUCAACCCCCUGAACCUGGUCUCUGCUCCUCUGAAAAAGCUGAGGAAGAAAGGGGAGGAGCUUGAGGAGGAAGCGCCAGAGAAGGAGGAACUUGAUUGGUGGUCAAAGUAUUACGCAUCACUGGCAGAACUUGAGCGACAGGCUACUCUGGCAGAGGAAGUGGAAGAACAAGCAGAAGCAGAUGGGGGUGACCUCACUAUGGCCUCCAUAGAGGAGGAGGAGGAAGCAGUGGUGGUGGAGAUGGAGCCUCCCAAACCCAAACGGAAGAAGAUUGCCACUUUGCAGUUGUACAGUACUGAUCUGGAGUCAGAGUUCAGUCAGUUUCAGGAUUGGUUGCAGAUCUUCCCUCUUUAUAAAGGCAGAGCCAAUGCUGACGAUGAGGAAGAUGAUGAAGAGGAGAGAUUAAUGGGAAAAUACAAGGGCUCCUUCAUGGUCUACCCUAUUGGUCCUGGAGAGGAAGACAAGAAAAUUGAAAUCAGUGAUGGAAUCCCCAAGAACGUUCCGGUUAAAGUCCUGAUCCGCCUCUACGUGGUCAAGGCCACUGGUCUGGCUCCUACCGACCCAAAUGGGAAGGCAGACCCCUACCUGGUAGUUCAGGUCGGUCAGCAGAGUCUGGACAGUAAAGACCGCUAUAUCCCCAAACAACUCAACCCUGUGUUUGGAGAGGUGUUUGAAGUCACAGUGUCAUUUCCUUUGGAGACGGAGUUGGUUGUCAUGGUGAUGGACCAUGACCUGGUGGGAUCUGAUGAUGUCAUCGGGGAGACACGGGUCGACCUGGAGAAUCGGUUCUAUAGCCGCCACUUACCCUGCUGUGGUUUGCCCCAGUACUAUGACACGGACGGCUACAAUAAGUGGCGUGAUGCAAAGAGACCAUCGGCCAUCUUGGUUGAAUUGUGCCGGAAAAACGGCAUUCCCUCCCCGGAAUACCGACCCUCUGAGGUCAAAGUCCUCAAUAAGAUCUUCAAAAUCCCACCAGACGCUUUACCCGAAGAGCUGUUGAAGAAGAACCAGUUGUCUCUGGAGGAGGAAGAGGAGGUGGAGGAGCACGUGGCCCUCAGCGUGUUGAGGCGCUGGGGGGAGAUGAGAGAGUUUGUCCCUGGAGCCUGUCAUCUGGUACCGGAGCAUGUGGAGGUCCGAUCCCUGCAGAACCAGGACAAACCUGGACUACCACAGGGAUACCUUCAUAUGUGGGUGGAUAUGUUUCCCACUGAUGUCCCGGCUCCACCCCCUGUCAACAUCAAACCCCGCCAACCAAUACAGUACGAGCUGCGUGUCAUCAUAUGGAACACGGAUGACGUUGUUCUGGAUGAUGUAAACCCCUUCACUGGAGUCCCGUCCUCUGACAUAUAUGUCAAAGGGUGGAUAAAGGGUUUGGAAGGAGACAGACAGGAGACAGACGUCCACUUCAACUCUCUCACUGGAGAAGGAAACUUCAACUGGAGAUUUGUCUUUCAAUUUGACUACCUUCCUACUGAGAAGGAGGUGGUCUACAGAAGGAAGGAGUCCAUCUUCUCCUUGGAGGAGUCAGAGUUCCGUCAGCCAGCCGUCCUCGUACUACAGGUCUGGGACUACGACCGCAUCGCUGCCAACGACUUCUUGGGCUCUAUUGAGUUGCGCCUCAGUGACAUGGUGCGAGCAGCCAAGUCUUCUGACAAUUGUUCUGUCCAGAUGGCGAAGGAUCGAGCCGGUCCUCGUUUCUCCAUCUUCCUCUCCAAGAGGAUGAAGGGAUGGUGGCCACUCAUCCGUCUGAAGAGCCAGAAGGACAUAGAGAGAGAGGAGAAAGAGAAGGAGGCCAAGAAGAAAGGAGGGGGAAAGAAGAAAAAGAACAAGAGGAGUAGAAUGAAGACGGAAGACAUGCAGUUCACUGACCACAAUGGCAACACCUUCCUCCUGAUGGGUAAGGUUGAGGCAGAGCUUCAGCUGCUAACAUUAGAGGAGGCGGAGUCUAACCCAGUGGGGCGGGCCCGAAAGGAACCAGAACCUCUGGACAAACCUAAUCGUCCAACGACCUCAUUCUCCUGGUUUGUCAACCCCAUGAAGACCUUUGUGUUCUUCAUCUGGAAGAAGUAUAAGAAGUACAUCAUUGUUCUCGUCAUCCUGGCGAUUCUCACCCUCUUCCUGGCCCUCAUCCUCUACACUCUUCCUCAGCAAAUUUCAUCUCUCAUCAUCCACGGCUAGGAGAGACCACCUGGACAUAUCUAUAUAGAGAUAUAUAGAUAGCUAUCUAUAUAUAGAGAGAGAGACAGACAGACA
Molecule: messenger RNA, 5940 nt
Organism: Lampris incognitus (smalleye Pacific opah)
Lineage: Eukaryota; Metazoa; Chordata; Actinopteri; Lampriformes; Lampridae
Gene: fer1l4
Product: fer-1 like family member 4
Exons: 45
Coding region: 214-5865 (1883 amino acids)
Biological process (GO): plasma membrane organization
Cellular component (GO): membrane
Source: RefSeq, a predicted model, not a curated record